Neurospora tetrasperma FGSC 2508 is the source of this 507-nucleotide messenger RNA. RefSeq lists its product as uncharacterized. Gene Ontology annotation, cellular component: mitochondrion. The coding region runs from base 1 to 507 and encodes 168 amino acids. NCBI's taxonomy places the organism in Eukaryota, Fungi, Ascomycota, Sordariomycetes, Sordariales, Sordariaceae. Gene Ontology annotation, molecular function: translation release factor activity. The record is from RefSeq and is a predicted model, not a curated record. Gene Ontology annotation, biological process: translational termination. The transcript is spliced from 2 exons.
AUGCCCCCCCGCCCUAAACUCCCCGAGGACGAGUUGGAAGAGGUUUACCUCAAGGGUAGUGGUCCUGGUGGACAAAAGAUUAACAAAACCAACAGCGCUGUUCAACUCCGGCAUAUCCCCACCAACAUCGUCAUCAAAUGCCAAGAAACGCGCUCGCGCACGCAAAACCGCAAGCUGGCCCGGGAGAUCCUCGCCGCCAAGGUCGAUUUGUUUCUCAACGGGGACAAGAGUCGCUUGGCGAUUGUGGGAAACGUCAAGAAGAAGAAGGCGGAUAGUAAGGCGAAGAAGGCGAGAAGAAAGUACAAAAAGCUGGAGGAGGAAAAGGCCAAGGGUGGUGUUGGUCAGCAGUUGGUGGAGGGGGCAGAGGGGGAAGAGGUUGAGGGAGAAGAUGAAGGUGAAGAGCUGGAAGGAUACGAAGAAGAGGAGGUACAAGAAGGAAAAGAGGCUGAAAAGGGAGAAAAGGCUGAGAAGCACGGAGGGAACAACGCGGAUGGCGGUAGACAAUGA